Messenger RNA from Lucilia sericata (common green bottle fly), 1432 nucleotides. RefSeq names its product DCN1-like protein (gene SCCRO). Gene Ontology annotation, biological process: protein neddylation; positive regulation of ubiquitin-protein transferase activity. Gene Ontology annotation, cellular component: ubiquitin ligase complex. The record is from RefSeq and is a predicted model, not a curated record. The transcript is spliced from 3 exons. Lineage: Eukaryota; Metazoa; Arthropoda; Insecta; Diptera; Calliphoridae. Bases 250 to 1143 code for a protein of 297 amino acids. Gene Ontology annotation, molecular function: cullin family protein binding; ubiquitin conjugating enzyme binding; ubiquitin-like protein binding.
CAUUGCUUACUGACAACACAAAGAAAGACAAGCACAAAGUGAAAAAUAAAAAUAGCAACGAAAUUUUGCGGAAAAUAGUAGAAGAAAAAGAAAAGAAGACGUAGGGAAGGACAGUAAAAGCAAAGAAGAAAAUUAUUUUUAUUUAGGAGAACAUCAAGAAUUUAUAUAUUUCUUUUUUUUAUAAAACUGCAACAGAUUUACAAAUUGUUAAACAAAAAUCCAUAACAAUAUAAAGAAUUUAUAGAAAAAAUGAACAAAUUGAAAUCCACACAAAGGGAUAAAGUGAAAAAAUUCAUCUCCUUAACCCAAACGGGCGAACAGACCGCCAUCUAUUGCCUGCAGCAGAAUGAUUGGAAACUGGACUUGGCCAGUGAUAACUAUUUUCAAAAUCCCGAAUACUAUUAUCGCGAGCUAGAUCGCAAACGCAUUGAACAGUUAUUCUUGCGCUAUCGUGAUCCCUCGGAUACUCAGAAAAUCACCUCCGAGGGUGUAAUACGUUUUCUAGAUGAUCUAGAACUAAGUCCCGAUUCGAAACUUGUGCUAAUCAUAGCCUGGAAGUUUCAUGCAGAGGUACAAUGUGAAUUUACCCGCGAGGAAUUUGUCAAUGGCAUGAGUGAGUUGGGUAUUGAUUCAAUAGAUAAGCUGAAGGUUAAGUUGCCGCUGCUAGAAAUGGAACUUAAUGAUUUGGCCAAAUUUAAGGAUUUCUAUCAGUUUACUUUCAACUAUGCCAAGGAUCCAGGUCAGAAGGGUAUUGAUUUGGAUAUGGCUAUUGCCUAUUGGACCAUUGUGUUGAGUGGACGUUUUAAGUUUUUGGAUUUGUGGUGCAAGUUUUUGAAGGAAAAACAUAAACGUUCUAUACCCAAAGAUACAUGGAAUUUAUUGCUGGAUUUUGCCAUUCAUAUUGAUGACAAUAUGAGUAAUUAUGACUCCGAAGGAGCCUGGCCAGUGCUAAUCGAUGAUUUUGUCGAAUGGUGCCAAGAAAAUCGCCAACUAUUACAAAAUUACCUGCAAGCAAACUCAUCGCUAACACCUCAGCAGUUACAACAGCAGUCAGUGGCAGCUGCUGCCGCUAGCCAACAACAAAAGAACAUAUCGAAUAGUUUUCAAUCAUCAGCGCACAGUACAAAUAUGAACUAUGGCUAACGUUUGUUUACUAGCAUGUUUUAAAUUAACAAAAACAAAAAAUAAAAGAAAUAUAUUAAAUUUAAAUACAACAACAAAAAGAAUUCAAAGAAAAUAAAAGAAAUAUAAUUAUUUUUUUUUGCUUUUAUCCCUUUUGAAAAUUGAAUAAAACAAAAUAAAACUACUUUUCUUCUUCCUCUCCCCAAAAGAAACAUUACAAAGUAAUAUUUGAAAUAAACAACAUUCUGCAAAAAAAAAACAAGAACAACAAACAGAGCAUGUAAUGUAUUGUAAUAAUAUUAAUAUUAAA